Molecule: messenger RNA, 2407 nt
Organism: Spodoptera litura
Lineage: Eukaryota; Metazoa; Arthropoda; Insecta; Lepidoptera; Noctuidae
Source: RefSeq, a predicted model, not a curated record
CUGACGUAAGACAGACAGAGAGAUCGAUUGUUGUAGUUGUACUUGUAGAUAGAAAUGAUUGUAUGAUAACAAACAAGUUGUAUUUCGUAUCAAAUCGAAUAGUAACAGAUGAUGUGCCUUCUACUGCAAGCGCCACAAGGGAGAUUAGUUUUAUUGUGAACCGAGUACAAGCUGUACCUGUGUAUUAUUGAUAGUAUUGUUAUGUUAUUGUGGAGACAUGGAUAAUUUCUUCACGGACUUUACCAAAAAUGACAUGUUCGCGAGCUGGACGCCGCAGCCGGCGCCGGGCGCCGCGCAGCUGCCGGCCGGGCAUGCCACGCCCGCCACACGACCGCCGCAACCACUCGCCAAGCGACCGCCGCGCGACCGAUACUUGCGUAGUGUUGCAGACGGCGAGCCGCCCGCCAAGCGCGCCGCGCCCUCCAUCCGCGUCGGCGCCGGCUUCAAGUGGAACCUGCAGACGCUGGCGGCGGCGGCGGACGCGGUGGAGUGCGGCGGUAAGUCCCCGGUGUCGGCGCUGAACGAGCUCGGCGUGCGCGUGGCGUACUGCGUACUGCGGCAGGGCGGGCCGGCGCACUGUCCCAGCUUCCACGUCGCCGUCACCGUGGCGGACCUCCGCUUCGAGGGCUGCGGACACUCCAAGCGCGAGGCCAGGGCCGCGGCCGCCCGCGCCUGCCUGUCCGCUCUGCUCGCCAGGGCGGGGCGCGUGCUGCCUCCGCCCGCGCCCCCCACAGCGCCCCCGCGCGCCCCCGACUUCACGAGCGACGAGCCGCACAUGUUCCCCCCCAUGUCAGAGUUCCAGUGCCCGGCGCCGAUGCAGUCGCUGCCGCCGGCGCCCGCGCCCCCCGCAUCCCCCGCGCCCCUGGCGCUGCCGAGCACAGAGCUGACCAACGGCACCAGUAAGCCGGUCGAGAUGGCAGUGGACAGCUCGGCCGCUCUGUUCGGCGCCGGGGGCGGGGGCGCGGCGCUGAAGAGUCCCAUCAACGUGUUGUACGAGAACUACUCCGGCCUCACCUUCACCUGCACCUUCGGGGACGGCUCCCCGCUGACCGCGCCGCAGGCGCCGCUGCAGCUGAGUCACAGCAUGCGGUUCAAGGUGGUCUGCCAGGUCAAGGAGCACAAGUUCGAGGGAUACGGGUCGAGCAAGAAGCUAGCGAAGUUGGCGGCGGCGCGCUCCGCCCUGGCCGCGCUGGAGGAGGGCGGCGGCCCGCGGAGCGACCCCCUGCCCGCGCAGCACGGCCUGCACCAGACGCUCGCCGACCACAUCGGCAAGCUCGUCAACGAGAAGUUCAACGAGCUCAUGAAGAACGACGUGGUGCACUCGAAGCGCAAGGUGCUGGCGGGCAUCGUCAUCACGACCGGGGGGCGCGCAGAGGGCGCGCGCGUCGUGGCCGUCACCACCGGCACCAAGUGCGUGUCGGGCGAGCACAUGUCGGUGUCGGGCCGCGCGCUCAACGACUGCCACGCGGAGGUCGCGGCGCGCCGCUGUCUGCAGCGCCAUCUCUACGCGCAGCUCGCGCAGUACGCGCGCGCCGCCGACCCCACCGUGCCCAUCGAGGACAACGACCUCGAGCCGCUGCCAGGCGGCGGCUACCGGCUGAAGCCGUCCCGGCAGGUGCACCUGUACGUGAGCACGGCCCCGUGCGGGGACGGCCGCAUCUUCUCGCCGCACGAGCCGCACCUGGCGGAGCCGGACCGGCACCCCAACCGGCUGGCGCGCGGCCAGCUGCGCACCAAGAUCGAGUCGGGCGAGGGCACCAUCCCGGUGAAGAACUGCCACAACGUGGUGCAGACGUGGGACGGCGUGAUGCAGGGCGAGCGCCUGCUGACCAUGUCGUGCUCGGACAAGGUGGCGCGCUGGGCCGUGCUGGGCCUGCAGGGCGCGCUGCUGUCGCGCCUGCUGCGGCCCGUGUACCUGGCCUCGCUCGUGCUGGGCUCGCUGCUGCACCCGCACCACAUGUACAGAGCAAUCUGCGGUCGUAUCGAGGCGUACCUGUCGUGUCUGCCGCCCCCCUACCAGCUCCAGCGCCCCCUACUGUCGCGCGCCGCCAGCACCGAGGCCCGCACGCCGGCGCGCGCGCCCUCCUUCAGCGUCUGCUGGGUCUGCACGCACCAGCUACCCGAGGUGAUCAACGCGACGACGGGCAAGCUGGAGAGCGGCCAGCCGUCCCUGCUGUGCAAGCAGAGCAUGUUCGCGCGCUGGCAGUACCUGGCGCGCCGCCUGCCGCCGCUGCCGCAGGACGCAGACCUCGACCUGCUCACCGGCGACCAGGACCUGCUCGCCAAGAAGCGGCUGAUCGAGGCGUUCGAGAAGGCGAAGCUAGGAAGCUGGAUCAAGCGCCCGCUGGAGCAGGACCAGUUCGUGUGCGAGCUCACGGACGCCGACCCCGCGCUCCUGUUCACUUAG